Messenger RNA from Equus quagga, 1150 nucleotides. Its product is annotated as SLA class II histocompatibility antigen, DQ haplotype D alpha chain-like. The record is from RefSeq and is a predicted model, not a curated record. NCBI's taxonomy places the organism in Eukaryota, Metazoa, Chordata, Mammalia, Perissodactyla, Equidae. Bases 53 to 820 code for a protein of 255 amino acids. The transcript has 5 exons. Gene Ontology annotation, cellular component: MHC class II protein complex; membrane. Gene Ontology annotation, molecular function: MHC class II protein complex binding. Gene Ontology annotation, biological process: antigen processing and presentation of exogenous peptide antigen via MHC class II; immunoglobulin production involved in immunoglobulin-mediated immune response; peptide antigen assembly with MHC class II protein complex.
CCACAGCUCUGCAACUCAGAACAGCAACUGCUGAGACCACCCUGAGAAGAGGAUGAUCCUAAACAGAGCUCUGAUUCUGGGGUCCCUCGCCCUAACCACCUUGAUGAGCCCAAGUGGAGGUGAAGACAUUGUGGCUGACCACGUUGCCUCCUAUGGCACAAAUGUCUACCAGUCUUAUGGUCCCUCUGGACAAUAUACUCAUGAAUUUGAUGGAGACGAGGAGUUCUACGUGGACCUGGAGAAGAAGGAGACAGUCUGGCAGCUGCCUUUGUUCAGCCAACUUAGACGUUUUGACCCACAGGGUGCACUGAGAAACAUUGCUACGUUAAAACACAACCUGGAAAUCAUCAUUAAACGCUCCAACACUUCUGCUGCUACCAAUAAGGUUCCUGAGGUGACUGUGUUUUCCAAGUCUCCUGUGAUGCUGGGUCAGCCGAACACCCUCAUCUGUCUUGUGGACAACAUCUUUCCUCCUGUGAUCAAUGUCACAUGGUUGAAGAAUGGGAACUCAGUAACAGAAGGUGUUUCUGACACAAGCUUCCUCCCCAAGAGUGAUCAUUCCUUCUUCAAGAUCAAUUUCCUCACCUUCCUCCCUUCUGCUGAUGAUAUUUAUGACUGCAAGGUGGAGCACUGGGGCCUGGAUGAGCCACUUCUGAAACACUGGGAAGCUGAGAUUCCAACGCCUAUGUCAGAGCUGACAGAGACUGUGGUCUGUGCCCUGGGGUUGGCUGUGGGCCUCGUGGGCAUCGUGGUGGGCACUGUCUUCAUUAUCCAAGGCCUGCGCUCAGGUAGUACCUCCAGACACCAAGGGCCCUUGUGAGUCACAUCCUAGAAGAAAAGGUACAUUGCCCAUCUAUGAGAGCAGAAGAGUGGACAUGUUGGGUGACUUAGCACUAUUUUUAUGGUCAAGUUCAUCAUAUUCCUUCUCUCUUCCUACACUCCUCCUCUCACUUCUUCUGUGGGACUUAAGGUGCUGUGUCCUCACAGAACUCACAUAUCUCUCAAAAUUCUCCCCCUGACCUCCUAAGUUUUUCUUUUCUCAAUUGUUACCUAUUAUGGGAACCCUGGAGUAUCCUACUCUACUACCUAAUCCCUCAGUGACCCCAAAAGAAUGUCUCUAUAUAAACAAUAAAUCCCACUUUUUGAUGUC